AUGGCGCCGUCUCCUCGCGUGAACCGCCCGGGUUCCGAUGUCUCCGGCUCGGUGUUGCAGGUUUCCCGGGGACUCGGAGUCCGAAUGGGACUACGAGUGAUUUUAGUUUUUGUGAGCAUGUUCCUAUUGUCAGACUUUCCAUCAUGUCCCGGAUGCGUCCGAGCCUUGGCUGACGAACCAACGGACCCAGCCUGUGUGAUUGCCGGGGCUGUGACCAAGUGCACUUGCACAAGCAAGGAGGUGACUAACAAGGAUCUCACAGCAACCCUGUCUCAAGAGAAAAACGUCCUUGAAAUUGCUUGCAAAAAAGAUCAGCUGAAAUGCGCUCCCGAUGGCCUGGAGAGCAACGAGGUCUGCCCUUCAACUACACCCAGCCUAAAGGAUUGCAAAAAUGAAAAGCAAGAUAGCCCCCCUGCGCCAUUCAACAUCAACACGCUUCUCAGUGGUUCCUCACCAAGCGUAUCCUGGCAGCCCUGUGCUGACGGUGUCCCACCGUGCACCACUAAGCAGCUGACGAUCCCUCCUGAAAACUUUCCCUUUGUCGACCAAAAGUUCAUGGUCGGUUGCGUCGAAGCAGAGACAACAGAUACAAUGAAGGUGACAGUGACGCUGGAAGCGAGGCCGAGUGAGACGGAAGACCAAACUGUCAAUUGUGCUUACGGAGUGAAUAGCAAUAAAGCCCACCAAACGGUCACACUGACUCCGGAGAAGAACAGCUUCACUCUGGCGUGUGGCGACCAGGGAGACAUUCUGCCGACAAAUUACAAAGAGGAGUACUGCAUGAGUGAAACCGGGACGGAAGCAUCCAAGUCCUGCACUGGGGCGUACGAAGGUAUUUUCACGAAUUAUGAAACGACCUGGUGGACGACAGAGUCAGACGCCAACGCGUACAAGUUCACGAUUCCAGAUGGGCAGUUCCCGGCAGAGGAACAGAAGAUUACGGUUGGCUGUCAGAGAACGACGUCCGCUGAGCCCGGAAAGCAGAGCACGAAAACCGAUGAAAAGGAUUCGAGUGUGUGUAGCGUUGAUGUGACGAUUGUGGGAUCGGCCGCUUCACCCGUGAAAUUGACAAGUGGGAUGGCUGUUGUGUGGCUUUCUUUCACGGUUAUUGUCUCCUCAUCUCUUUUGUAG
Neospora caninum is the source of this 1131-nucleotide messenger RNA. RefSeq names its product SRS domain-containing protein. The transcript has a single exon. The record is from RefSeq and is a predicted model, not a curated record. Bases 1 to 1131 code for a protein of 376 amino acids. Lineage: Eukaryota; Apicomplexa; Conoidasida; Eucoccidiorida; Sarcocystidae. Gene Ontology annotation, cellular component: membrane.